Venturia canescens is the source of this 1581-nucleotide messenger RNA. Its product is annotated as estradiol 17-beta-dehydrogenase 11-like. The coding region runs from base 399 to 1418 and encodes 339 amino acids. Gene Ontology annotation, cellular component: lipid droplet. The transcript is spliced from 8 exons. Gene Ontology annotation, molecular function: oxidoreductase activity, acting on the CH-OH group of donors, NAD or NADP as acceptor. Lineage: Eukaryota; Metazoa; Arthropoda; Insecta; Hymenoptera; Ichneumonidae. The record is from RefSeq and is a predicted model, not a curated record.
UGAAAUUUGUUUCAUACCCUUUUUGGAAAGUCUUAAUAGGCGAAUUCCAUACAAUAUUGACCAUUUUCUUAUAUAUUUUCUGUAAAAAAUCGCGCUAACGCUUUUUCAACGAGGUUGAAAUCAAAUCAAUCUAGUUCAUUUUUAAUUUCGAAAGGAAACAUAAAAAGUUAAGGCAGUGGUAAAUUGUGAAUUUGUGUGCUAAAACACGCAGAUUUGUGGCGACGAUUUAGAAUCAUGACAACGAGAUCUUAAUGAUUACAAAGAAGAGCUACCGACGCUUUAAAAUAGUGAACAGAAAAUACUACAAGAACACAUAACCGCGAGUAAUUUCCAUUUGUGACUCAAUUUAUUUUCAAAGUGAUACUUCUAUUAUUCUGCGUUUUCUUUAAAUUGCUGAUAUGUCGAUCGUACGUUCAACCGGUGAUGUGAUCGGGUUUCUGUUACUAUCGCUUAUUGCGAUUUUGGAAGGAAUUAUAAAAGUGUUCAUCCCGAGGAAAUAUAAAAUGAAAAGUGUCACCGGUGAAAUUGCCCUAGUCACAGGUGGUGGAGGCGGGCUUGGCAGAUUAAUAUCCUUGCGAUUAGCUAAUUUGGGAGCCAUAGUUGUCGUCUGGGAUAUCAAUAAAAACGGUAUUGACGAGACGGUGAGCCUUGUACAAUCUAUGGGUGGCACGUGUUACGGUUACAUCUGUAACCUAUGCGAUCGUGAGGAUGUCUACAAAAAAGCAGCUCAACUCCAACAAGAAGUUGGCAAGGUGUCCAUUCUCAUAAACAAUGCUGGCGUCGUCACGGGCAAACGAUUUCUAGAAACCUCCGACGAAUUACUUAUCAAGACUAUGGAUGUAAAUGUAAUGAGUCAUUUUUGGACCGUGAAAGCAUUUCUUCCUGCUAUGAUGGAAGACAACAAAGGCCACAUCGUGAGCAUAGCAAGUAUGGCAGGUUACGUGGGAAUCUCCAAAUUAGUUGAUUACUGUACAUCGAAAUUUGCAGCAGUUGGUUUCGAAGAAGCUCUCCGAAUGGAGCUCGAGGCUGAAGGAUACAACAUAAAUACUACAGUAGUAUGUCCCUACUUUAUUCGCAGUACAGGAAUGUUCGAGGAAGUUCAAUCAAGGUUUGUGCCGACUUUAAGCCCAAACGAGGUCGCUGACAGGGUUAUUACGGCUAUGCGGUGUAAUGAGAAAAUUGCCAUCCUCCCGAGCUAUCUUCAAGGUCUGCUAGCCGCUAAAUGGAUAUUUCCUUGGACAUGCGUUGGAAUGUUUCUUCGAGGAUUAGUGAGAGAUGCUUCGCCGAAGGACAACGAUUCGAUGGGUUCCUUGGUACGCAGCGAAAAAUCUAGCAGACUUUCCAAAGAUGAGGAUAGCGUUGCUCUACAACAUCAAAAAUUGGCUCGGCGCAUGUUGAGUUCAGAAAAAAAGCUAUGAGAGGUCUGCGGCUAUUAUGUGUCUUAUGAUGAAAUGAGAGGGGACGAACUUUCUAUGAGAAAAACUAAAUAUAAUAAUUGACCGUACGAAAGUUGCUUCUACUAUUAUGUCGAAAAAGUAUAAGUCUUACUUCCAAUAAACAUGUGUGAGAGUGAUCGAUUGA